CCGCGAUGAGGCUCGGUGUGUGCGGGGCCGUGCUGCUGCUCGCGGCCGCCUACUACGUGUACCUGCCGCUCCCGAGCGGCGUGAGCGAGCCGUGGAAGCUGAUGCUGCUGGACGCGCUGUUCCGGAGCUUCGUGCAGGCGAGUGACGUGGUUCACAAGCUGGGCUUCUGCCACAGCAUUCACAUGUUGAACAAGGUGGUGUCCUGGGUGGAGGUGACAGACGCUCGCUCCUGCCCUGCCGUGCACGUGACGGACUCCACGCUCGGAGGCGUACCCACCCGCAUUUUUCAGCCAAACGAGGGGAAGAAGCUGAAAAGAGGAUUGAUUUAUUUCCAUGGCGGGGGCUGGGCACUCGCCAGCGGAAAAAUGCGCUCCUACGACCGCCUCUGUCGCAAAAUGGCAGAAGAUCUGGACGCUGUCAUCAUGUCCGUCGAUUACCGUCUCGCUCCUGAGGCAGUGUUCCCAGAUCAGUACCACGAUGCUUUGGCAGCAUCGCAGGCCUUCCUGUCAGCUGAGGUUUUACAGCGAUACAGCAUCGAUCCAGAGAGGGUCUGUGUGUCAGGAGAUAGCGCCGGAGGAAACCUGGCUGCUGCAGUGGCUCAGCAGCUCGCCUCAGACAACUCUACGAGCGUGAAGUUUACAGCCCAGGCGUUGAUCUACCCGGUGCUGCAGGCGCUCGACUUCCACACCGCGUCCUACCAGCAGAACCAGGCCGUGCCCAUCCUCCACAGGCCUUACAUGGCUCGCUUCUGGCUUCAGUAUUUGGGCGCCAAUAUCUCGCUGGUGCCUGUCCUGCUGGAAAACAACCACAGCUCUCUGGACGAGCCGAACAUCAGCUCUAAGACCCGCUCCAAGCUGAACUGGACCGCCAUGCUGCCGGCUGAGCGCAGGAAGCAUUUCAGGCUGGUUGUUAAAGAGAAGGGGUCGCCUGGCGUGGUGAGCAGGGUGCCGGGGCUGCUGGACGUGAGGGCGGCGCCUCUGCUGGCAGAGCAGGAGGUUCUGGGUAAGACGCCCAAAGCGUAUGUCAUGACCUGUGAGUUUGAUGUUCUGAGGGACGACGGGCUGAUGUACGCCAGGCGCCUUCGAGACGCCGGCGUGGACGUGACCAGUGACCACCACGAGGACGGUUUCCACGGCUGCAUGGUGUUCGCAAACCUGCCGAUGAUGUCGAGCGUCGGCCAGAGGAGCAUGAACAGCUACAUCCGCUGGCUGGACCAGAACCUGUAGACCAGCAGGACGGGUCGGGGAGCUGCAGAGAGAAAAGAGAUGCAGGUUUAAAAACUUGACUUGUGAGGGCAACUAGCGUCACAGCCCAGAAUGCCUCAGAGGUGCUGGAGAAGAUCACUGGAUUUAAAUAUUUAAAUAUUCAUUCAAAUCGAGCAAAAUGUCUUCCUCGGUCAGCCGCAACCAAAGACGUGUAACACAAAACACGAAUCAGUGCUACAUGUUUGUGUCAUUAGUCGUAGGAAACCUAAACGAAUUAAUAAUUCAGUUUCACGCUGGAUUUAAAACUCCCAGACUCGACAGAAACACACGAGACAAAAAACACAAAGGUCAGAAAAUAUAAAUCGGUGUUUUACGUCAAUAUGUACAAUCUGUUUUCACGUUUCGAUCCAUUGGACUAUUAAU
This is a messenger RNA of Nematolebias whitei (Rio pearlfish), 1628 nucleotides long. RefSeq names its product neutral cholesterol ester hydrolase 1. NCBI's taxonomy places the organism in Eukaryota, Metazoa, Chordata, Actinopteri, Cyprinodontiformes, Rivulidae. The coding region runs from base 6 to 1226 and encodes 406 amino acids. The record is from RefSeq and is a predicted model, not a curated record. Gene Ontology annotation, cellular component: membrane. The transcript is spliced from 5 exons. Gene Ontology annotation, molecular function: carboxylic ester hydrolase activity.